AUGGCGAAGAGUGAUUUUGUUCAAGGCAAAAAGCUGAAAGCUCUAAUUCAAAACGAGUCGUUGGAUGAUGCAAGUGCUGAUUCACUUGCGAAUUUGUUUCAGCAAGUGAUGGCGAAGAAUCGUGAGUACGACUAUGAUCAAAUCACAAAGAAACUACUCAAAGGUCCCAAAGGGCCUCCUGAAAUCAUCAAAGGUGAAGCACAUGAAACUCCAAAAGCGAGUACAAAGAAGCAUACGUACGUUCCGCAAUCAACUGACGCAGACUUUAAUAUGGACGAGCCCACUGCACCUGAAGAUUCAUCCGACGAUUUCUACAGAGGAGUAAAUAACGUUGCCCAAAAGGUUAUCAAUACGCGAGCAUACAUUAAGGGAAAAAAGACUUUGAGACAGGUGGUAGAUGAUCAUGUUCGAAAUUAUCUUAACAAACAAAGAGAGUUCCGACGAGAGGAUUCUAACCGGAGACGCCAAGAAAUGGCUAGUAAGUUUGCUGAGAAAGAGGAACCCUCGAUUACUCGACAACUUUUUCAAGACUCGGAUGAUGCAGAGAGCAGUGAUGACGAAGAAAUAAAAGAAGAGAAGAGAUUACGCGGGCUGAAUGCUGGUAUAAAAAAAGUAUAUACUGACGACAUCAACAGCUACAAAAGUUCAUAUGCAAAUAACCUGUACGAAAGUAUCCGACAAAGAUUUGGAGAAGCUAUUGAGGCGCGCAAGGGCAAAGCCUAUUUUGAAGACAAUGCUCCUAAGCCGCCAAGAAAGCACAAAAUGUCGAAGCUUGCUAUGAAGCAAUACAAAGAGGAACUAAAAGGCUGGCUUGAUGGAAUCUUUAUUUAA
Molecule: messenger RNA, 831 nt
Organism: Phytophthora sojae
Lineage: Eukaryota; Oomycota; Peronosporomycetes; Peronosporales; Peronosporaceae
Exons: 2
Coding region: 1-831 (276 amino acids)
Source: RefSeq, a predicted model, not a curated record